AUGACACUAAAGCCUGACCAUGUCCCAUCGAUUGCAGAUGCGGCGGGCCAGUGCCUCACUCGUUUCCAGAAAUGCUUGCAGCAGUCGGCAUUAAUCUCAUCCCAGGAAACGGCACUAGUGGAAGACCAGCUUGCAAGAUUUUCUCUCUGGACUGCCAGUAUUGGCGUUUUUGUUGGAGGGCGCGCUUCGCUGGAUCACCGUCUUAGGGAAGCACAGGAGGUGCAUGAUGUGAUUACCGGGCUUCUGGAAACACUGGAGGAUCAAGUCGAAGCCUGGUCUGACGCUUUGGAGUCAAUCAACAGACCUCCAACAUCGGAACUGGAGACUGUUCCCGAACCCGAAAGAAAGGCGAUACCCCGGCUGACGCGCGGCGUUGCUGAUCAAAUAGCGCUCCUUCAUAGACUUUCAAACACGAUUCGAAGAGCAAGCAGCGAUACGCAGAAUGCCAAAGUGUCCAUGGCAUCUACAAUUCGGGAUGAGGAGGGCAACGAUGUGGAAUCGUGCCUGGAGGUCGUGUUCGCAAAUUAUAUUCGCGAUAAAUUCCGCAAUAUGGAUGCGAAAAUCCUGGGUCGGAUGGUCUCCACGAUGAUACUUCGCCGAAAAAGAAUUUUAUAUAAGAGAUCUCGUUUCAGCCAUGGUGCGUUGAAAGUCCCAUCAGCAACCCCUCUACCGAAAGCAACACCACCGCCGAUGACUGCAGCUCAACAGACGGCUGUCUCCAACCCAGAGAUCCCGUCAGAAUUGCCUUCAGCUCCCGCUGAGCUCAUAGAAAAAUCACAGACGGGAUUUAGCGCAACCACGCUAGCGGUCGAAAAGUUUAGAAAGGCAUCUGCUCCUUCCACAGUUUCCGUUGUGAAGACAAUAGCACUCAGCAGCCACGAAGCGCUGCCAUUCCCGGUGGCACCUCUUGGGCGAGUGAGACAGAGAUACAAAAAAAUGCGAAAAACACGAGAGGAAGAGCACAGACUAUACCUCCAGUAUUUGUCUGACGAAUUGGCAUUCCAACAAUCACCGUCCAGCAUUGAUGGCUUGAAGAGGAAGGCAGAAGCGAAUUUGAAACAAGAUUUGCGUACGUACUGGGAUUUUUGCGUCGACGCAAUCGGAGAAAUAACAUGCCCGUUCUGCUUUUAUGCUAUUCCAGCACGAGAGAUGCAGAAUGAUGCCAAGUGGAAAGCUCAUGUCAAGAAUGAUUUGGACGCAUAUGUUUGCCUCUUUGACGAAUGUGACACGCCAAAUCAGCUAUACAGCCACAAUGAACAAUGGCUGAAGCAUAUGGAAGACCAUGCAUUGCGUUGGCGCUGCAACUCAAAAUCUCACGGACUGUUGAUUUUCGAUACGCGAGAUGGCUACAUAGAGCAUAUGCGACAGGCUCAUCAGGGGGCUUUCAGUGAAGUCCAGCUACGUGUGCUGGCUGGCAGGAAUGCACGAGCUGUUGACCCACUUUUCGAGUCAUGUCCAUUCUGUGGCUGUACCGACACUCCGCAAGGGGGCACGAUCAUGGAACAUAUUGUUGGCCAUUUGAGAUUUCUUGCUUUAAAGUCACUACCACCCUAUCAGGAUGAAGGGUCGGAAGCGUCGGAUGGUGAUAGCGCUACCACACAAGCAUCAAAACCCCGCAACAGGAGCACCAUAGACAACGAUCCGGAUAGAUUUACACUCUUGACCUUUCGGGAUAAUGACAGCGAUACUGUCAAUGAGGCUCCCAGCAUUGAAGAAAACAACCCGAGUGGUGAAUUGAGCAGUCCUGAUUCGGAGCAUCUGAGCGGCCUUGCCAACACAUAUACUACGGCGGCGUUACCCGACCUCUCGAGCUCGGGUCCAAUAGAGGAAUGGGGCAACUUCGUUCAUGGUCCUCCAACUGGAAUAAAUAACCCACAAGAAAGUGAGAGGCAAUUCGAAUGGGGGUUCGCAACGAUUGGGCCGGAACUAGAUACGGAUUUCGAUGACCCAGUGCUUCGAAAUUUGUCGAACAGACGAAUUCAUCCGUCACCGGCCAUGGAUCGAUCUCAACAAGAAGUCAAAAUAGAUGAUACUGUCGACGGUCAUAUGCAUAUUAUGCACGACAUCCCAGACGAAAAAGCAGUGGUUCCAAUCAAUGAGACACUCCAAGAGAUCUCGGCAAAAUCUGACACCGAUCGACCGUCGGACGCCAAUUCUGCAUUAAUACCCCAUCAAGAGGGCGGUGAAAAUCUCAGCCAUAUCGGGUCAAGUAGUGAGAAGCCCUUGGAAUCUAUACGAUCAGAAUCUGUACAAGCGGAAGGCCGGUCACCAAGUUCACUCCUGCCCGUGGCAGAUGCGCCAGAAAGUGACAGCACAAGUCCGCCACCAUCGCCAUUACAUGGUGAUCCUUCUACAGUGGGCCAUAAGGAUAUUACUUCUAUGCAGCUUUCAGGGGAGAUUAGUGGAGUCUCUGAUGCUCCCGCUACCCACCUGCCCGAAGCUAUCCCUGGUCCAGCGCAGAACCUCGAGUCUAUUCUGGUCGACAGCACACCGGUAGAACCAGUUCACAGACCACCCUUGGACGCCCCGAAAUCGAAAGGGGAGAUGAUCGAUAACACUAUUCUGGAUGACAUGAUCUCACGACUCCUUGGUCUUGUCGACACUUCGACCAAGAAGGGCCGUAAACUAACUCGACAAAGAAGAACCCCCCCUUGCAUUAAAGACGGCGAAAUCGAAUUGAUAUGCAACGCCUCUCGGGAAUUAUUUCUCUCGCAGCCCGUGCUCUUAGAUCUCAAUGCACCUGUCAAGGUGGUCGGUGAUAUCCACGGCCAGUUCUUUGACCUAAUCCGCCUAUUCCAGCUCUGUGGCUUCCCACCCGCGACUAACUACCUUUUCCUGGGCGACUACGUGGACCGCGGUAAAAACGGACUUGAAACCAUUCUCCUUUUACUUUGUUAUAAGCUGAGAUAUCCCGAUAAUUUUUUCCUUCUGCGCGGCAAUCACGAAUGCGCCAGCAUCACCCGAAUCUACGGGUUCUACGAUGAGUGCAAGCGCAGAACAACCAUCAAGACUUGGAAGAAAUUCGUCAAUGUAUUCAAUUGCAUGCCCAUCGCUGCCCUUAUCGCCAGUAAGAUUUUCUGCGUGCAUGGGGGUCUAUCACCUUCUUUGACCGAUUUGGAGGAAAUUCGCCAGAUCGCCCGUCCCACCGAUGUGUCAGAUUCUGGUCUACUGGCCGACCUCCUUUGGAGCGAUCCAGCGGAUACGGAAGAGGACUGGGAACCUAAUGAUCGAGGCGUGAGCUACCUUUUUGGCAAGAAAGUUAUUAUGAAUUUUUUGCAGCGCCAUGAUAUUGAUCUGAUUUGCCGGGCUCAUAUGGUGGUUGAAGAUGGGUAUGAGUUUUGGCACGAUCGUGUUUUAGUGACGAUUUUCUCGGCCCCAAAUUAUUGUGGGGAGUUUGACAACUGGGGUGGGGUUAUGUGCGUAUCAGAUGAAUUGCUUUGCAGUUUCGAGUUAUUGAAGCCGUUGAACUUGGGCAAAACUCCUCCUCCUCCUCCUCCUCCUCCUCCUCCUCCACUCACAACCGCCGUGGAGGAGGACUGCGGAACAGGUAAAUUAUUCCAGGGUAACGGUUAA
This is a messenger RNA of Penicillium cosmopolitanum, 3573 nucleotides long. RefSeq lists its product as uncharacterized. The transcript has 5 exons. The record is from RefSeq and is a predicted model, not a curated record. Gene Ontology annotation, cellular component: cytoplasm; nucleus. Lineage: Eukaryota; Fungi; Ascomycota; Eurotiomycetes; Eurotiales; Aspergillaceae. Gene Ontology annotation, molecular function: protein serine/threonine phosphatase activity. The coding region runs from base 1 to 3573 and encodes 1190 amino acids.